GUAAACCAAUGAAAAUAUUUAAAAUAUAGCGUACACUUAAACUGAUAUAGAUUUUGUUUUUGGGUGAGCCUUUCUUUUAGGUGGCUAAAAAGCGUUUUUCUGCCGGCCCCGUCCACAGCAGUACAUUCCUUUGCAUCUGUGCGGUAACUUCUGUCUGCUUCUCCAAACUGGGGGCGUGCCGACCGUCAUCUACUGUAAGUACCUCAUUCAACCCCACUUCAAAACACCUGAACUAUCCCUUUAAGAUGACCCUUGACUAAGGCGCAUAGUGUGCUUUACUUUCAUGCACAGAACUUCACUCCUUUUGGAAAAAUAAUCUUCAAAUCUUUAGACUUUUUCAUAUGUGGAAAAAAGGACCAAAAUAUCAAAGUGAUUGAUAAUUUUAUGACAACCUGUUUUAUCAGGUGCAUCUAAUAUGGCUUGUCAUGUCAUCCAGGUACUCUAUUCAACAGCAAAGACAAUCUGAAAGACAUUUCUGAGGCAAGCACUUCUUUCUCUAGAACUUCUCCUCCAUAUUUGAAUAUUAUCUAAAUAUGACCAACAAAAAGAAGGACAAUUAUGAGACAGAAAUAGAUUUUAAAUGUAUUUUUUGUGUAUAUAUUGCAUUCCUGCUCCUUUCAGCAUGCUGUAACGUGUUAUAUGUAUUAUAUUGAAUUAUUUUUUAUUUACCCAGUUUCAAAACUUGAAUGUUCAAAGAUAACUUUUAUUAUUAUUGUCUAUUAGAAUAUUAGUACUGUUGUAAGCACUGGUUUUAGCACAAGUUUGGUGUAAAUAAUUAUCUUUUUUUCCGUAUUUCCGAUUUACAUUUUCUGUCUUUCAAAGUUUGAAUUAUUUAAAAUGGUGUUUCAAUACUUUUCAUGCCUCUCCUGGAAGCUUUAAAUUUAUUAAAUAUUCUGAUAUAUCUCAUAUUUAAGGGCUCCGUGUGAAGGUCUUCCCACCACUUGCCUGGAUUUAUUUUUAUUUAAAAUAUAUAAUAAAUUAAUUUUGAACAUCUGAAGGAUGGCUUUUUCCCUCGGAUGUUCAAAAACUAAUUUAUUCUUUUAUUUAUUUAUUCUUUUACUUUAAAGUUCUUGAUGUCGGAGCCCGGAUUUAGCAGAAAUAGCAACAAGAGCAAACAGAAACUCAUCGCCAAACUCAUGCAAUGAUAUUAUCUUCAUUUGAGAUGAGAUAAGAUAAUCUUUUAUUAGUCCCACAGCGGGGAAGUUUGCAGGAUUACAGCAGCAAAGGGGACAAACAACAAGAAGCGUCAGUAAAGAACAAGAUAUAAUAAAUAAAAAGUAAGCAAUAAAAAUGUAAUAAUAUGUAAACAGUAAAAAAUGUAAUACAAAUAUAAAAUAUAUACAAAUAUAGCAGUAAAAAAUAUAGUAGUACACAGACAUUAUUGCACAUGAAAUAUGAAAUGUUGAUAUAGUACAGGAUAUGGGUAUUGCACAGUGUUAUACAUCUUCAUGUCAUGUACAUUUCACUCAUCCGGCCGGUCGACUUAAAAGCCGAAAACACUCCUACAUACAGAGGAAAUAGAAGAUUAUCUCCUCUUCCUUCCUGUUUGUGAUGCAGACACGAUGGUCUCAAAAACAACUUCGAAGUCUCAAAAUUGGUGCUUGAAUUUUAACGAGCAAACAAACUUGAAAUAGUCCUAAAAACAUCAUCUUUCAGAACAGAUCUGUAACAUUUACAAACCUUGGUGGAGUCAUUGCUGGUUAAUCUUUCAUGCAUUUGUACCAGAAACCCUUGAGGCACCUCAUCAUCAUCAUCAUCACACACUAUCAAACUCCUCUGAUGUCCCUCUCUGCGCUUCACUGUGUGUUUAUGUGACUGGUGAUAAUCGUCAUGUAGAAGAGAAUUUGAGAAAGUAAAUAAGAAGCAAUACCUGACUGUUUUUUUCACUGUUGAAUUAUUCAGCUAUAGCACUGGAUCAAUACCACAGAAUGAAAGUGAUGGCUGAGAUCACCUCUGGUAGAAAUGAUCAGCAGAGGAGGAAUAGAUGGAAGGACCACAUCCAGAUGGGGAAAGCGGAUGGAAAAUGCAGAUCCGGCACGUAGAGAUAAAAUAGCUGCCAAACCUCUGGAGAGAGAGAGAGAGAGAGAGAAAGAGCCAGACCAGGGAGAAGGAGAAUCUAUCAGAAAGGCAGGAGAAAAGAAAGGGAGGAGGAGGAGGAGAGCUAAUGAUUGUGAAUAAUAGUGAUUAGUACUGAACGCCAGGCAGCUCUGCGGACGAGAGAGACGUAUUCGUAUUCUCUUUCAUUUACUCUGAGCCAUCCCAAAUAAUCCACAGAGUCAUCUGAAGAUGACACUGAAGAUGAGGAUGUCAUCUAUACUCAUGACGUCAUUUUCUAGCUCUUCCACGCCAUCCAUCCUCCACCAGAACCUGAAGAUCAACUCCUCUGAACAGCCGGGUCCCUGGCUGAACAGCAGCGCCUGGCCGUCCGUCAAAUCUCCAAAUUUAGGGAUGUCCUGCUUCACUAUGAUAUUUGGCGCCGUCUCCAACCUCACGGCUCUGGGCAUCCUGGCUAAGUCCCGCGUCCGAUUUCGCCGCCAAUCCAAAGCACCGUUUCUGCUACUAACAGUGGUUUUGCUUUUGGCUGACCUUGCGGGUCAUGUGAUCCCAGGCGCCUUUGCUUUGUAUCUGCACAUGGACCAGAGGAAGCCCACCAAAGAGUUCUGUCAGAUAUUUGGGGCGAGUAUGGUGUUUUUUGGGUUAUGUCCUUUGCUACUGGGUUGUGCCAUGGCAGUGGAGCGCUGCGUGGCCAUCACACAGCCCUUCUUCCACGCCGCUAUGAUCACAUUGGGUCAUGUGUGGCGAGUUGUGUUAUUUCUGUCCUCUCUUGCACUUGUGCUUGCUGUUCUACCUUUCUUUGCGGUGGGGACUUACACUACCCAGUUUCCUGGGACAUGGUGUUUCUUGCCCAUCCAUGGUCCACGGUCUACAGCAGACACCAACCUGGCUCUGGCCUUCUCCUGUCUGGGCCUCGCUGCGCUCACUCUUUCUCUACUCUGCAACAUCCUGAGUGGCCUGGCGUUGCUGCAGGCCAGAAUGAAGGCCCACAAUGUUGAUACUGAAUCAGCAGCUCGCUGCACUCGUCGUGCCUCGUCUUCCUCCUUGUUUUGGUCGUUGGAUGUGGAGAUGAUGGUGCAACUGGCUGUGAUCACUGUGGUUUCCUGUGUAUGCUGGAGCCCAUUUCUCAUCCACAUUCUUGUGAUGCAGUUCAACCAAAGAACCUCAGCCCACGAGAAAGACGGGUUCGUUCUGCUGGGUUUACGUAUGGCUGCCUGGAAUCAGAUCCUGGACCCUUGGGUUUACAUCUUACUGAGGAGGGCAGUGCUUUUCAGAGUUUUCUGUGCUUUUUACACACAGAGAAACACAGUGACAGAAAACAGGUCCUCCUGUGCAGACAGAAACAGGCAGGCCUUCAGUCUGCAAUGACCCAUGUUGCACUUGAGACUUUUUGAAAUAAAUUAUGUGAAAAAACGUUGCUGUGUUACUUUCAACUUGGUGAGGAGGGUCAUAUUGAGCCAAGCCAAGAGCAGCAGUAUGUGAAUGUGGGAUGGGAACAGACUAGUGAUGUGUUGGUCACGAACGAGCCGGUUCAUUGAGCCGGCUCUUUUAAGUGAACGAUAAGAGCCGGCUCCUGUCCGAGAGCCUUUUUUUUUUUUUUCUUUAAUUAAUUCAAGGCAGAAUGAUAGGACGAUCUCCUCCGCACCACGGGCACUCCAUGCACUGACUGUGACUGAAUGUUGUGUUAAUGACGUCCGUGCGACCAAUCAGGUGAUGACAGACAAGGAUCAUUUCAUCAGGCAGGGAGGGGCAGGGGUGUGCGGCGCGCUGGCAGUCUACAGGUACAGAGCAGGAGGAAGAGGAGGAGAGAAAGAGAGAGGAGUGCGGUGCGCGAAUUGCAGACAAGAUGAGUGACAGUCGGAAACGA
Messenger RNA from Sebastes umbrosus (honeycomb rockfish), 3922 nucleotides. It is a transcript of the gene ptger1c, whose product is annotated as prostaglandin E receptor 1c (subtype EP1). Gene Ontology annotation, biological process: inflammatory response; adenylate cyclase-activating G protein-coupled receptor signaling pathway; positive regulation of cytosolic calcium ion concentration. The coding region runs from base 2287 to 3423 and encodes 378 amino acids. Gene Ontology annotation, molecular function: thromboxane receptor activity; prostaglandin E receptor activity. Gene Ontology annotation, cellular component: plasma membrane. NCBI's taxonomy places the organism in Eukaryota, Metazoa, Chordata, Actinopteri, Perciformes, Sebastidae. The transcript is spliced from 3 exons. The record is from RefSeq and is a predicted model, not a curated record.